AUGUUGCCAUUCCUUGUUUUUGUUGUCUUGACUGCGACUAUUCAAGUUUCAUCUUUACAACCCCUCCAUCAUAGCUUUGAUAGGGCAUGGGAAGCUCUGGACAAGCUAGGCCCUCCUGUUAAUCGUCUCACUGCUAGACUAGGUGCCGAGAUUUUCUGGCCAAUAUCUAUCGACAAGGAGAGCGAUAAGGCGGCGCGCAUCGUUCGCAGUUUCUGCAAAUAUGGCUUCUAUGCUCCUGAGUCCGAGGAUGCUAGAGACGAAAAUGGGGAGAUCAAUCGACCCAAAGGCAAACCACGUAUUUCUAAAAAGAUAACGCAGCAGGUCAUCAAUAAUGCAAAGGCAUUGGCUAUCUUCACCACCAUGCGCACUGGCUUGCGGCUCAGCGGCGCCGGCAGUGGAGUAGCUGUUACGUAUUCUAUCUACACGACCAAUGAAAAUUUGAUGAGCGCCAGGGGUGGCAUUAAUUAUCAUCCACGGUUCCGCUAUAUUGCCGAUAUCCGAAUUCAACGGGAGAGUUUCAUUGGAUCAAGAACUGGUAAGCACCCUCACCUCUUCAAAUGCCCAGCCCAAUUACUCGUGAAGCACUGGUCAUUGCUACGACUUCUUGGAGGCGGCACCCAAAUAAAGAUGAUCGAUACAAUUUCCAUUGUCACCGGUAACCAUGUCGAAUCCCCUCCACCAUAUGAGGCCAUUGGGGGCGCCGGCAGCAGCACCAUCGACCACGACACGGCGACCUCACCUGCUGUGCCACUGUCCACCGAAGUGCCGUUUCCGGAGAUAUCUCUUGUUCUAUUUACAUGUUAG
Molecule: messenger RNA, 804 nt
Organism: Penicillium arizonense
Lineage: Eukaryota; Fungi; Ascomycota; Eurotiomycetes; Eurotiales; Aspergillaceae
Exons: 5
Coding region: 1-804 (267 amino acids)
Molecular function (GO): phosphatidylinositol binding
Source: RefSeq, a predicted model, not a curated record